UGUCCCUCUAUCAAGCUCAGUAGCCGCUAAAGCUACACGCUGAAGGUUCUGCUUGUUACCUCUCUCUUUUUCGAUCUUGUGGGGCUUUGAACUGCUGACAUGUUCUCUAGUAAAGAUUCGUGGUUGAGCGACUACGACUCUGUGGUGCAGCUGGGAGCCAGGAUAGGGACCAAGAUCAGGGAACGGGACGAGCAUGAAAGAGGCACACUCCACAGAAAUAGGUUGGAUACCUCGGUGGAGCGGAUGGUGGCAGACUAUCAGAAGCGACUGCAGAGCCUCAAGGCCUCCCUACACAAGCUGUCCACCAGCAGGAACCUGUCAGAACUAGAGUAUGAAAAGAGAAAAGGCAUGCUUCAAGAGCUGUCAGACAAGUACAGACAAUUGGAGACGGCUAAAUCAAGGGGCUGGGCUCCAAGCUACCAGGCAGUGGAUGUGGAUGGGUGGGGAGGAGGACCAGGUGUUGGUCAGAGAUUAUCGGCUGAAGAGGUCAGAAUGCAGCAACAAGCCAUCAUUGCUGAGCAGGACCAAGGGCUGGACCAACUGUCACAGGCUCUUCGCAGACAGAGGGAAGUGGGACUGGUGAUACAGGACGAGGUCGUGGAUCAGAACUUAUUGAUAGACGACAUCCAGCACGGUGCAGAGGUAGCCAACACUAAGGUCCGCUCGCAGACUCGCAGGAUCGCGGAGGUCAGACGCAAGGACUCCUGCAGAUGCACUUGCUUGCUCUGGACAAUCAUCGUCGUACUGUUUAUUCUGAUUUUGAUUGUCGUCUUUGUCAAGUAUGAUGGAAGACCUGGCUAUUAGCCUUUUAUACCCGCCGUGUGUGUCCUUGUGUGUGCAUAUUUAUUAUUAUUUUUGUUGAGAUGAUUUUAUUGGUUUCAAAUCAUGAUUGUAAAAGCUCUAAUCGGAGUCAAAUUAUUAUUUGGAAUCCUAAUCUGAGUCUUGCUGAGUUGGUGAAUGCUCCUCGUUGUCACUGUUGAUUGAGAGCAAGUACUUUCUCAUCUUCACCUGUUCUUCAGUCAGUAUGUACUCAUCAAUCUCAUCAUCUAAAUCACUGAGGUUUUCAUCUUCUCCUCCCCCUCCACCUCCUAUCUCCCCCACAACACUGUUGGCAAACACCACAGGCAGCAGUGAGGAGACCGCACUCUUUCUCGCCCUCUUCCUCGGCCGUCUCCUCUUAGUCCCACUUUCCCCCUCCCCUUUCUCCGCCCCUGUA
Molecule: messenger RNA, 1216 nt
Organism: Geodia barretti
Lineage: Eukaryota; Metazoa; Porifera; Demospongiae; Tetractinellida; Geodiidae
Source: the annotation of a GenBank genome assembly